CGGCCAUGUUGGUCUCUACCCUCGCCGUGGCCGGGGCUGGCGCCGGGAGCGCGGGGUUGGCGUAGCUGACAUCGCAAUGCUGCGGUCCCUGGUGUGGAGGAGGACAGCGCCGGCACCGGGGCUCCUCCUGCGGCUCCUCCGGGCCCGGCAGCCCAGCUCCCGCGGGGCCUCCUUGGGCCAGAGGGGGGCCGCCGGGGGCCGCGGGGAGGCGCAGUAUCUCAGAGCGGCCGCUGGGGGGCGGUCCUUGGCGCAGCCGCAGUAUGUCGGAGCGGUCUCUUGGGGGAGCCGGGACAGGCAGCUGCAGGGCCUUGGGGCGGCCGCGUGGGGGCGUCUUUUGGCCCCUGAAGAAAGCCCCUCGUCGGGCCGCUGGAGUGGAGUCCCGAACGCGGCUGGACUGGGCGUGUGGGCCUUGGCAUCUGCGCUAGUUGCCCAUUGCUACAGCAAGAGCCCCGCCAAUAAGGAAGCUGCCCUGCUGGAAGCUGCCAGGACCAACAAUGUCCAAGAAGUCAGCAGGCUCUUGUCCGAAGGUGUCAACGUGAACGCCAGGCACAAGCUGGGUUGGACAGCUCUCAUGGUGGCAGCAAUCAGCAGAAACUAUAGUGUUGUGCAAGUCCUGCUGGCUGCAGGGGCUGAUCCCAACCUAGGAGAUGAAUUCAGCAGCGUCUACAAGACCGCCAAGGAGCAGGGUGUCCAUUCCCUGGAAGUCCUGGUGACCCGAGAGGAUGACUUCAACAAUCGACUGAACAACCGGGCCAGCUUCAAGGGUUGUACAGCUUUGCAUUAUGCCGCCCUGGCUGAUGACUACCGCACUGUAAAGGAACUAGUAGACGGAGGAGCAAGCCCCCUGCAGUGUAAUGAAAUGGGUCAUACCCCAGUGGACUAUGCCCGGGAUGGGGAAGUCUUGAAGCUCCUGAAGACCUCAGAGACCAAGGAUUGUAUGAGCUCAGAGAAGAAAACAAUCAGGGUGGAACGGAUUAUUGGAGAAGGCUUCCUGGAGGAGUAUCAGGAGAAGCAACGGAAGCGCGAGGCUGAGGAACGUCGUCGUUUCCCUCUCGAGCAGCGGCUAAAGGAGCACAUCAUUGGCCAGGAGAGCGCCAUUGCCACGGUGGGAGCAGCGAUCCGGAGGAAGGAGAAUGGCUGGUACGACGAGGAACACCCACUUGUCUUCCUUUUCUUGGGAUCAUCAGGGAUAGGGAAAACGGAGCUGGCCAAACAAACAGCCAAGUACAUGCACAAGGAUGGCAAGAAGGGCUUCAUUCGGCUGGACAUGUCAGAGUUCCAGGAGAGACAUGAGGUGGCCAAGUUCAUCGGCUCCCCACCGGGCUACAUUGGCCACGAGGAAGGGGGCCAGCUGACCAAAAAGCUGAAGCAGUGCCCCAAUGCCGUGGUGCUCUUCGACGAGGUGGACAAAGCGCAUCCAGACGUCCUCACCAUCAUGCUGCAGCUGUUCGAUGAGGGCCGCCUAACAGAUGGGAAAGGGAAGACCAUUGACUGCAAGGAUGCCAUCUUCAUCAUGACAUCCAACGUGGCCAGUGAGGAGAUCGCCCAGCAUGCCUUGCAGCUACGCCAAGAAGCCCUGGAACUUAGCCGAAAUAGACUUGCUGAGAAUCUUGGGGAUGUCCAGCUAAGUGACAAGAUCACCAUCUCAAAAAACUUUAAGGAGAAUGUGAUUCGACCAAUCUUGAAGGCUCACUUCCGAAGAGAUGAGUUUUUGGGCCGGAUAAAUGAGAUUGUCUAUUUCCUUCCCUUUUGUCACUCGGAGCUUAUCCAACUGGUCAACAAGGAGCUGACCUUCUGGGCAAAGAGAGCCAAGCAGAGGCACGAUAUCACACUGCUUUGGGACCGAGAGGUGGCAGAUGUGUUGGUCGACGGUUACAAUGUUCAUUAUGGCGCCCGUUCCAUCCGACAUGAGGUGGAGCGCCGAGUUGUGAACCAGCUGGCUGCUGCGUAUGAGCAGGACCUGCUUCCGGGAGGCUGCACUCUGAGAAUCACAGUGGAAGACUCUGACAAGCAGCUCCUAAAGACACCUGAGCAUCCCUCGCCCCAGCCAGAGAAGCGACCACCCAAGCUUCGGCUGGAGAUUGUGGACAAGGAUAGCAAGAGCCGCAAGCUGGACAUCCGGGCACCCCUCCAUCCCGAGAAAGUUUCCUAUACACUCUAGCUGGGUAUGGGCCUGGCCCCGACCCCUCUCCUAAGCAAGGCUGUACCGCGCCCCAGAAAACAAUAAAGUCUGGUCGAAUGCUUCAUGGCACCCAGCCCUCCAGAGACAGGGGAAGCGGGAUGGAGAAGAUGCUGCUUCUGGAAAUCUCCUUCCUUCCCUGUCCUCUCAGUUCCAGAGUAGGGACAGUUAAUUUGUAUUCUUUCUAGACUCUGGAUUUAUUUAUUUUGAUUCUUUAUUCAUCUAGUACAUCCAUGGCCAAGUUUCAGCCUUCAUCCCUGAGCAGUGGCGCUGCUGCGAGGGUUUCAGCCAGUCUCAUCUCACACAUUGCCAUGGAGCCUCCCAAGGGAAGGCCUCAGCUGAUGUCCCAUCCUCCCCGUGGCCCUCAUCUGGGGCUCUGAGGGAUGGGAGAGUAAAUUGGAAGAUACCCCAGCUUAUGCCUGAUAGUGUUUCCCUUCCCUUUCCACUAGUACCACCAGUCUUACAGGCAAAGAGGGGCCCUGCUCCUAGCCAUUGGUUAUUGUGCACGCAACCAGUACCAGAGUCUAAACUUUCUGGGGCCCCAGGCUGGGGGAGUGACUCAUGGGGCAGCUGAAGGCCUUCUGAGUGCAAUCUUGGGCCAGUUCAGUUGGCAAGAAAACCCCCCCUAGAUGGGGGGACCAGGAAUGAAUCAGCCAAAUCAAGUCAGUCAGCUUGGCCAGUUGUCCAGACAGCUCUCCCCAUCCCCCCCCCUCUCCCCCCGGCAGAUGAGUUGAGUGGUGCUUUCCUCGGAACUGUCCCUGGUACCAGGUGAGAGAAAGGUCUGAGCCAGAGCAGGGGUCUGGUUGCAAGAGGGCCAAAAUUUACAGCUCGGGCUCCCUGCACUAGGAACGGGAGAGAGUGUGGUGGGCAGGAGAGCAUGGAGGGAGUCUGAGGAGCGUGUAAGGAAAGCGUGAGGGACCAGAGAUCGUGCUGAGUGGUGGGGAUGUGAGGAACCAGAGAGACUGGGGCUCGUGUGGCUGGCGAGGGCAGACAGAGAUUCGGGUUCUGCUCUCAUCCACAUUGGGUCUUCUUGAAAUAAAUAUGUUCCACAUGCA
Molecule: messenger RNA, 3234 nt
Organism: Antechinus flavipes (yellow-footed antechinus)
Lineage: Eukaryota; Metazoa; Chordata; Mammalia; Dasyuromorphia; Dasyuridae
Gene: CLPB
Product: caseinolytic mitochondrial matrix peptidase chaperone subunit B
Exons: 17
Coding region: 77-2161 (694 amino acids)
Biological process (GO): cellular response to heat
Cellular component (GO): mitochondrion; cytoplasm
Molecular function (GO): ATP binding; protein binding; ATP hydrolysis activity
Source: RefSeq, a predicted model, not a curated record